UCUGCACGUUCAACAAUGACGCAAGCACGUACAGGACGUCAAGUUGUCGAAGCAGCAAGCUGGCAGCCUCGUGUGUGUUGGCUUUGAUUUUGCGGUAGCGGUAUGCAGAGCAGGUGGCCAUGGCUGCGUGGAAGUCUCGGACCCGCAGUCUACAGGUGUUUGACACUGAGCUGAGCGCGGACACGGUAGAGUGGUGUCCCGUCUCCUCUGAUCACAAUAUCCUCGUAUGCGGGACAUAUCAGUUACAAAAAGGGACUGGAGAAGAGGAUGCUACUCCAAGUCGGACUGGGCGCUUGUAUCUCUUUCAGUUUCAUAGAGAGGGACCAAUGACCCCACCUUUGACAGAGCUCCAGCGCAUGGACACAGCUGCUAUUUUAGAUCUAAAAUGGUGUCAUGUACCUGUAUUGGAGAGACCAGUGCUCGGACUUGCUGCAGCCACUGGAGAUCUGCAGCUUUACACUCUGAAAGAAACUCAGGAAGGUGGCCGGAGACUGCACACUCUGAGCAGUGUAGUGGUGGGAGCAGAUCGGCUGGUGCUGUCUUUAGACUGGUCCACAGGGAGAUUAGAUGGCAGUGACAUCCGUGUGGUGUGUAGUGACUCUGCAGGCUGCAUUAGCGUGGCAUCGCUGGAAGAGGGCGCUGUAACCAUUCAGUCUCAGUGGAAAGCUCAUGACUUCGAGGCCUGGAUCUCAGCUUUCUCUUACUGGGAUACACAACUUAUUUAUACUGGUGGUGAUGACUGUAAACUCAAGGGAUGGGAUCUCAGAAUGGAUCCUUCCUGUCCCACUUUCACCAGUAAACGGCAUGCAAUGGGAGUGUGCAGUAUUCACAGUAGUCCACAUCGUGAGCAUCUCCUCGCCACAGGCAGGUGAGAAUCUGAGAUAUAGGGAUGUGAUGUACAGGGAUGGGACAAUAUCUCGCGUCACAAGAUCACACAUGACAAAAUUGAGAUGGUGCACAUGUGAGGAAAAUUAUCUUGUAAGAUUUUAAUCCAUGUAUUUAAAUUUGGAUUGGACAAAAAAAAGUAAGUCAGUCUUUAUUUAUAUAGCUCUUUUCACAGACAUAUGUCACAAAGAUGCUUUACAGAGC
Molecule: messenger RNA, 1089 nt
Organism: Boleophthalmus pectinirostris (great blue-spotted mudskipper)
Lineage: Eukaryota; Metazoa; Chordata; Actinopteri; Gobiiformes; Gobiidae
Gene: dph7
Product: diphthamide biosynthesis 7
Exons: 8
Coding region: 120-872 (250 amino acids)
Molecular function (GO): protein binding
Source: RefSeq, a predicted model, not a curated record